Messenger RNA from Jaculus jaculus (lesser Egyptian jerboa), 702 nucleotides. It is a transcript of the gene Bik, whose product is annotated as BCL2 interacting killer. NCBI's taxonomy places the organism in Eukaryota, Metazoa, Chordata, Mammalia, Rodentia, Dipodidae. Gene Ontology annotation, biological process: apoptotic mitochondrial changes; regulation of apoptotic process; apoptotic process. Bases 124 to 582 code for a protein of 152 amino acids. The transcript has 5 exons. The record is from RefSeq and is a predicted model, not a curated record.
GGAUCAUACUCAACGUUAGGCAGUGGCCCCAUCUACAAAGUGCCCUCGCUGCCCGCCCCGAGGCCGGCUCUCCGGGCACAGGGCGAUGAGACUGGCAGGUACCGGGCACGUAAACAAGAAGACAUGUCAGAGGCAAGACCCAUUUCUGGGGACGUUUUCACUGAGACCUUCCUGCACCAGCAGGCCCUGGGAGCUCCCGUCAUUACUGAGCCCGUGGGGGAAGAGGACCUCCCUCCCGUGGGUGACUUGGAUCUCAUGGAAUGCCUCGAGGGCAGUAACCAGGUGGCCCUGCGGUUGGCCUGCAUUGGAGAUGAGAUGGACCUCCGUCUCCGGAGCCCCCGUUUGGUCCAGUUGCCUGGGAUGGCCAUGCACAGCCUGGCUGUCACCUACGGCCAGACAGGUGUCAGUGGUGUUCUUAGAAGCUUGGUCCAUGGCCUCAUUGACCUCAGCAAGAACCUAAGGUGCUGGAGUCUCCCCACCCCUAGCGCUUGGGUGCACCGUGGCCAGGUCUGCAGGCAGCUGCCGCCCCUGCUGCUGGCCCUCCUGCUGCUGGGUGGAGCCCUGCACCUGCUGCUUCAGUGAAGCCCACUGGGGGCAGGGCUGGUUCCUGCCCCUCGACCACCACCCUGGAGGUGCCGGUGCCCUGUUGGCUUUGUUCUUAACUGGUGUUUUCUGACAGCUUUUUUAUAUUUAAACUCAAGA